Messenger RNA from Mercenaria mercenaria, 3628 nucleotides. RefSeq names its product neuropeptide receptor 15-like. Gene Ontology annotation, biological process: G protein-coupled receptor signaling pathway. Gene Ontology annotation, cellular component: membrane. NCBI's taxonomy places the organism in Eukaryota, Metazoa, Mollusca, Bivalvia, Venerida, Veneridae. The record is from RefSeq and is a predicted model, not a curated record. Gene Ontology annotation, molecular function: G protein-coupled receptor activity. The transcript has 2 exons. Bases 790 to 1911 code for a protein of 373 amino acids.
UAAUAGAAUCGACGUCAACAAUUCAGAUAGACGAAACCUAGAUUGAUUGCGCUUGUCGUUCCAUCGCCAACUUGUAAUACACCAAAUGCGAUUUCCGUAAACCGUGGCCCGUGUAUAAUGGAAAGGGAAAUGACAUGUGCGUGUUAGCGUUAUUAAAGCGAGCCUUUUUAGCAGCAUGGGAAAUUCAGGAGACACUAUAAAAUAUCCGAUAGGCGGGGAACUACUGUAUUGGAUAUAGCUUCGGACUAAAAGCGACACACGUCUUUCGUAUUAGAAUGUUUGACAAAUAAGGAGAGAAAUUAAAGCCGAUAAGAUGGACAAAAGAUUUCGAUGUCUUAAAAGACCGCAUGUUCUUCCAAAGCUGUUAUGAUUCUGACACAUGUUUGAAUACUAAGAUUAACGGAAUAAAUACGCAAAUUAAUCGUUCAAUUAAAACGACAAAAUUUCCUGAAAUUAUCAAUCCACAGUGACAAUCAAAUUAAUCAGGAAUUUUGCCUACUCUGCAAAUGAAUACUUAAUAUGGCAAACAGAUAUUUGCCACUGGAUAUUGUUUGUGUUCGAUUUUUCACAUAUAAGCGCUAAAUCGUCUUUGAAAACAAAUAUAUACUUUAAAUGUAUUUUUAAAUUUGUCUUUUUCAGAAAAAAGGAGUUCUUUCUGUAUAAUUUAUCAAUUAUUUGUUAUAGUGUAUAUUUCGUCUUCAGUUCAUAAUCGAAAACAGUCUUCAUAAGUUUCUAUACGAUAACAGACGGAACAGUUUGUAUUACAUAAUUCUAUAUAUAACUAAUACGAUGGAUAAUACAACAUCUGUAUUUUCAAAUACAUCUGGAUUUGACACUGUAGGACCCAUACCAGGUCCAGAGAAUGUCACAACUGCUGAAAUUGCUAGUUUUUCAACUAUGUUCUUUGUAAUAGGAAUCGUUGGAAUCACCGGAAAUAUUUUAGUAGUUUACAUUGUCUUUAGUGACGCCAAGAUGAGACUCUCUAUGACAAACAUGCUAAUUGUAAACCUAGCUGUGGCCGAUCUAUUAAUUUUGUUGUUCGGUAUUCCAGAAAUAGUUCAAUUUAUGAUUAAUAAAGGCUGGCUUCUAGGACCGGAAAUGUGCAAGACUCAGAGAUCGAUCCUAGUGUGUGCUUUGUACUCGUCUGUCAUGACCCUCCUGGCACUGUGUGUUGAAAGAUUCAUCGCCAUAGUGUUUCCAAUCAAGGCUCACAUCGUGUGUACCCGACGCCGUACCCUGUAUGUUAUCGUCAUGGUAUGGCUUCUUGCCAUUGUGCUAUCUGCGCCGACUAUCUUGUUUAAUACCGUGACUAGCUUCAAUAAUACCGAGACUGAUAUACAAUUCUGUGUUCUCGUAUUUCCACACGACCAUCUUCGUAUGUUCUUAGUGUUCAAAUAUACAGAAGCUAUGCUCUUUUAUUUUAUACCGUUACUUGUGCAAAUUGUGUGCUACGUAAUUAUAGGCAAAUACCUGUUUAUUGGAAUAAACGAGCUGCAUGGACAAAAUGUGCGUCAAAGCCCUGGAACUCCCAAGAAGUGUUCGGAUACAAUUAGUGCUCGGCGCGGUGUUAUCAAAAUGCUUGUUGUCAGCGUUCUUUUGUAUUUCGUUAGCUAUUCCCCACACCAAAUUCUUCUCAUCUACAAUACUGUUUCUCCCGUGCCAUUUCAUCAAAACUGGGGCUUUCUUGUAGGCGUCACUGUACUUGCCUAUCUGAACUCAGCAGGAAACCCCAUCAUCUACUGUGUGUUUAGCGAUAAAUAUCGUCGCAAGUUUAAGACAAUAUUCACGUGCAGUGAUCGCGAGAGUGCACGUCAGAAUAGUGAUACACUGAUGUUACACUCUUCAACUCCAGCUACGGAAUAUACGCUUCUCUAUAGAAAAUCAACUAGAAUUACCAACCAAAAUAGAUAGAUAUUUCUCACAAAAUAUUAACAUGUGAUUUUAAUAUUGUUUUGUCGACAUAGUUGAUAUUUGCUUAAGUACCGCAUAGAGUAGAGGAGUAAUUUGACAGCCUUCCUCAAAUAAAUUUCCAGGAUAUACAAGAAAAUAUCAGUACGUUGUUAAGACAGCAUGAAAGUGGCUUGACAAAAUUUGUGUGAAUACAAUGAUUUUACGCUGAAUCGCAGUCUGGUUAAAUUCACCUCGUAUUAACGCUAUACAUCGGAUCCGAAGACAAACUAUAGAGGGUCGCGUUCAUGUCACAUUUUUUAAGAUAGUGCAGAAACAAAAGGUCAUGUUCUAAUGUUAAUAAUAUGACGAAACUUCUGUUCUAUAAAAAGAUCAUUUUAGCCCUAUUAAUUCAAACGCUUGUUGAAACAAGCCGUCUGAUUGGUUCAAAUAAAAUUAGAUUUGUGGAAAUAAAAAUAGCAAUAUUGGAAAUCCGAUUACACAGAAAGAUGAAUUUAGAUAGGCGACAUCAGAUCUAACAUAUAGGAAGAUCGAGAGCAGACUGCGUUGAAUCGAAAACUUUUACAUUUAAUUAAUUUUUUUUUUUGCAUUAAAACGUCCCGUAUUUACCAAAUUUGCGGAAUAGUUAACAGGGCCGAACGCUCGAUUUGCAACGUUCAUUGCAUGAUCGUAAGAGGCGACUAAUAGGUCUUAACACUUGGUUUUGCAGUAACUCUGUGAUUCCAGCAGGUAUGCAAAUUUUGAUUCCAUACCUCAUGUUUUUAUUUCGAAGUAAAUGAGAUGUGGAACCAAAAUUUGUAGUCCUGGCCCCAGUUUCACAAAACAAAAACUUAAGUAAUUACUUAGUUAAGUAUGUUAGUUUAAAAUCAUGCUAUGCUUAAGCUAUUGUUAUUUAAUGUUGAUUUUUUUCUGUACCAAUGUACUUAUAGCUAAAUUAAACUAUGGUAAGUAGUAUUUGUCUGCAGUACUUAUUUCAGUCACGCAAAUAUGAUAUUUCUAUUUAAGCACGAUAUCACGAACUUAGGUAUUUGCUUAAGUAUAUUUCUUAAUUUUAUACUUCAUUUUCUGUAAAAUUCAGAAUUGUUAUGCUUUGAUCUAUGAAAUAGUCAUGUACGGGUCUGAUAUAGAUGAAAAAGUCAACACUGAAGACGCAUAAAGGGCAAAAACAAGCAUUUGAAAUAAAAGACUUAGCUAAGCAAUUACUUCAGUAUUUUCGUGAAAUCGGGGCCUGUAUGGCGCCAUAUAACCUAUACUGUGUUGGUGCGCCGUACAAUCUAAAUAAAUAAAUAAAUAAAUAAAUAAACAUUUUACACAGUUACAUCAUGAAUAUACUUACACAAUACCGGAAUAUGUCCAUGUUACGCAAUGAAAAAAAAAAUUUGCUUUAAUUCUAGGGAAACGAACUUUUUGAUUCCUUGAACUGUUAUAGUAAGUACCUAUAAAAAUAAAGAUCUGAUGCAAGUACCAUGCUUUAUCACUGACACGCUUUUAGGACCUUGCAAACGUUUUUUCAAUUACGACAAUGAAAUAGAAUGAUUUUCAAGCACGAAAUCCCAUGUUGAUGUAAUCAUAUGAGCCGCGCCAUAAGAAAACCAACAUAGUGGGUUUGCGACCACCAUGGAUCCAGACCAGCCUGCGCAUCCGCGCAGUCUGGUCAGGAUCCAUGCUGUUCGCUAACAGUUUCUCUAAUUCCAAUAGGCUUUGAAAGCGAACAGCAUGG